Messenger RNA from Papaver somniferum (opium poppy), 619 nucleotides. RefSeq lists its product as uncharacterized. Lineage: Eukaryota; Viridiplantae; Streptophyta; Magnoliopsida; Ranunculales; Papaveraceae. The record is from RefSeq and is a predicted model, not a curated record. The coding region runs from base 31 to 501 and encodes 156 amino acids. The transcript has 2 exons.
UUUGUUCAAUGAGUUUAUGUUUUGUUUUUAAUGAUGCUUUUAGCAUAUGUACUAAUGCUGCCGAUUCUCAAACAGAAGUCUCCAGUUUUAGAUGCUGAAAAGGCAGAGGAAGCUCGAUUAAAGAAGGAUAUGAGCGCCGAAAAAGCUAAUGCAUAUGCUGAGACUCUCCAACUUCUUUCUAAGCUACAGAAGGAUAACGAACCUUGGGUAAGUCAAACAUCAGAGGAAGAUGACGUAACACUUGCCAAGAGACUCGAAGAUAGGCUGGCUACAAAGAGUAAUGGAGUCAAACCAAUAGAGAAGGCGACUACGUCAGUCAUAGACAAGGAGAAGAAAAAGCCGACUAUCUCAGCCAAGGAGAAGAAACUUACUCCAAAAAUCACAUACACCCCUCAUAAGCCAGUAACUCGGAUCCACCCGCAGAAAAGAGUUGAUCCUGAGUUCGCGAGUGGCAAAGGACUGUCUGGAACUAAAAGGCGAAAAAACAAAGUCUAUAACUGAAAACCCAGUUGAACAAGAUUGCCCAACAGAGAAAGUUCAGAAAAAGGAUGGCGAGAAUGUGAGAAAGAGAAAAGCUAAAGGUGGUCCAAAUCUACGAGAACUGCCUAAAAAGUGAAGU